AAAACAUCUUCUCUUGUCCUCUGUUGUCUGCAUUGGUAGCAAACACAAACUCCUCUUCUGACUUCUCUUCUCUUGUCCUCUGUAAAAAAAAGUCUGUACCUUUGCGCUACCAAACUCAAAACGAACUAUCAUCUCUCUCUCUCUCUCUCUCCUUUCAUUGUCCAUUAUUUUUGGGAGAGAGAGAAAGGAAGCAGAGAGACGAAGAGUUUGUAUUAUAACUUUGAAGGACUUUUGGAAAGCAAAGGAAUUAAGUGAGACUUUGAGAGAUGUGGGUGUUUGGUUAUGGUUCUCUUAUAUGGAAAGCUGGCUUUAACUACGACCAGCGCCUCGUUGGUUUCAUCAAAGACUACCGCCGUGUCUUUUAUCAAGGUAGUACUGACCACAGAGGGACACUCGAUUAUCCAGGAAGAACUGUGACAUUGGAGCCUGCUGAAGGGGAAGUUUGUUGGGGAGCUGCCUACAAGGUCUCUAAGAAGGAAGAUCAAGAAGUUGCACUAACGUAUCUUGAAGUGAGGGAGAAACAGUAUGACCAGAAGGCUUAUCUUGAUUUCUUCACUGAACCUACUGCUACGAGUCCAGCUGUUUCUGGAAUAAUGGUGUACAUUGCAUCUCCAGACAAGAAGCUUAACAGGAAUUACUUGGGACCUGCUUCUCUUGAAGAUAUUGCCAAACAAAUCGUUCAUGCUGAAGGCCCGUCGGGACCCAACAGAGAAUACCUUUUUCAACUUGAAAAGGCUCUUCUGCAAAUUGGAUGUAAAGACGAACAUGUAAUGGAUCUUGCAAAUGAAGUGAGGGGUAUCCUUUCCCAGGGGGAACUAACUGCUUCAUGAUGUCAUGAUAAUUGGCAAAAAGGUUUUAUGAAUUGGAGCAAUCUUCAGGAUUAUCUGCUGAAGAUACUAAACAUUUUUUUUUUUUUGAUGAGUUGAGAAUCACUUCUUACAUUUAGUUUAAAGGCAACUGUAUUGUGAAACCAUCAUUCUCAUUGUAAACCCUUGUUAAUAUUGGGUUUCUAUGCCAAUUUCAAGAGUUAUGCCAAGUGUUAACCUCUUGAGACUCCACUGUAGCAUGAGCAUGAACUUCCACCAAAACCAAGGUUCCUCAUGUAAUGGUCAUGCAUACCCUGGCGCUUCUACAUUCCCUUGUAGCCAAUUGUUGUAAGAUUCGAUCUUAUACUUGACUGUAAUGUUUCACAGAAUAUGUUUGUAUUGAAGUCCAAUCUUUGCUGAA
Quercus robur (English oak) is the source of this 1227-nucleotide messenger RNA. Its product is annotated as gamma-glutamylcyclotransferase 2-3. The transcript has 8 exons. Bases 267 to 830 code for a protein of 187 amino acids. Gene Ontology annotation, molecular function: glutathione specific gamma-glutamylcyclotransferase activity; gamma-glutamylcyclotransferase activity. Gene Ontology annotation, biological process: glutathione catabolic process. The record is from RefSeq and is a predicted model, not a curated record. Lineage: Eukaryota; Viridiplantae; Streptophyta; Magnoliopsida; Fagales; Fagaceae. Gene Ontology annotation, cellular component: cytoplasm.